Molecule: messenger RNA, 1955 nt
Organism: Alternaria alternata
Lineage: Eukaryota; Fungi; Ascomycota; Dothideomycetes; Pleosporales; Pleosporaceae
Exons: 1
Coding region: 182-1669 (495 amino acids)
Biological process (GO): exocytosis; maintenance of cell polarity; endocytosis
Cellular component (GO): intracellular membrane-bounded organelle; membrane; cytosol
Molecular function (GO): oxysterol binding
Source: RefSeq, a predicted model, not a curated record
CGCGAUGCGGCGUUGGAGUCGUAGGUGCACAGCCUCCCAAACUUCAGGGCCAGAUCUCGCUGCAGGGCCCUGCACGCCGACGUCAUGACUUGGCGCUACCAAAGGAAGCCAACAUCGUCUCCAUAACUACGUCCAUGGACCCGGUAAUCAUGAUGUUAAGUUUCAAUUCGAAUCCGCAGUCAUGUCGAAUGAUAUUGCCGCAAACCGCUCGGGGCUCAAGGACUUUCUCGCAUCUAUAGCGACCAUCUCGGGAGAUCUUUCAAACAUUACUGCGCCGCCUUUUGUACUAGCUGAGAAUUCGACGGUUGAGAUACCACAGUACUGGGCGGACCAUCCGUAUCUCUGGGCAGCGCCGGCGUUGGAAGAAGAUCCCGAGAAGCGCGCGCUGCUUGUGCUGAAGAACUUCCUAUGCUCACUACGGGGGCAGCAAUAUGCGGGGCGAAAGGAGGAGGAUGGCGUCAAGAAGCCAUUGAACGCCUUUCUCGGCGAGCUGUUUCUCGGCAGCUGGAACACUGAGGAGCUGGGAGAGACGAGGUUGGUCUCUGAGCAGGUCGGCCAUCAUCCGCCAGUAACGGCGUGCUAUCUGUGGAACGACCAAGUCGGCAUCCGAGCUGAAGGGUUUACGGAACAGGAGAUCACCUUUUCAGGAAAUGUUAGCAUCAAGCAAAAGGGCUAUGCCAUUGUGCAUGUCGACAAGUACGACGAGGACUACCUCCUGCCCCUGCCGAAUAUCAAAGUAAAGGGUCUGUUGGGUGGGGUACCACAUCCGGAGUUGUACGGCGAGUAUUCUCUCAUAUCGUCCAACGGAUAUAUCUCGCACAUCAAAUUCGAAGGCAAGUCCUUCUUUGGCUCCGGGCAUAAGAACGGUUUCGAAGCGAGAUUCUUCCACGCAGAUAGGCCCGAUGAGACGAUCUACACAAUUGAAGGAGCUUGGAACAGCACGUUUACCAUCAAGGACGCGCGGAAUGACUCUGAGGUGGAGACGUUUGACGUUAGGACUAUCAAACACAAACCCAUGACUGUGCCCGACCUCUCAGAACAGGACCCGUGGGAGAGCAGGAAAGCAUGGAGCGACGUCAUAUCCUCCCUGCACAAGGGUGACAUGAAGGGCGCCACCACAGCGAAGAAUGCAGUCGAAAACGGCCAAAGACAGAUGCGAAAGGACGAAGAGGCAAAGGGCGAGGAAUUCAAACAUGUCUUCUUCAAUAAAGUACCUAACGACCCAAUCUUCGACAAACUAGUCAAGCAUGACCCUCAAGCUUACACCAUCGACCCCUCGGGCGGCAUAUGGAAAGUCGACAAGCAAGCCGCGGAGCAGCGACAGCGCCCGUUCCAUGGUGACCUGACACCGUCUAAUCAGAGAGUAGCGCACAAGCAGGGGCAGCCGCAAGAGGGUAGACGAUCAAUAAAUGGCCAGGACCAAGACAGCGGUGGGGCUGCUGGUGCGGUAGGCUCGGCGAAGUCUUCCAACGGCUAUGCACCGGAUGCGCCGGUUCAGAACGUAGCACCAAAACCAGUCGGCGACGCAACGCCCCGUGACGAAAAACGUCCAGAUUCGGCAGUGGGGAGUAAAGGGGAUUCCCGCCGUCAGUCGAGUAAUGCGAUAGAGGUUACUGAUGAGAUGGUGGAGAAUUUUUUGAGGGCCAAGACGAGUAACCUGCGAGUGUAAGUAUGAUUAGGGUGGAGAUUUCUUACUUACUGGUGUCACUUGGACCAUGCAGUUUUUCAGUACCCAAGCCGUUUAGUCCAGCGGUCAUACGCAGUGGACACCGCACUACUGUGGAACAGUUUCAACCUGCUGGAUGUUGAUACAUGUGGAUUCAAAGCGUCAAUGUUUUCAAAGCGAACAUAAACACAAGCUUAGUCGAAUAUCUCUUUUUUUUUGUUUUGUCUGGCUCGCGCCGACAUGAGAGUAAUAUCAUAGAAUCUAAAUUAACUUGUAACCCUUUCGUCUA